AAUUGUACAUCAAAGUUUUUUUACAAGUUUAUAAAUAUUUUUUUCUUUUUGAAAAUUUUAGGCCCAUUUGAAGUUACUAAUAAUAGUGUAAGUUUAGUAAUGAUUACUAUAGAACGUGGGUCUGUGUGCCAGUAAUGAAAUAGCAAGGAGUUGGAUGAUAUGUUAUGAGAAAGUCAAGGUUUAACCUCAAAGGUUGCUGGUUUCUACUCUUCUCUUUAGUGAUGGGUGUUAUCACGUACAUUCUUCACUUAAACAGACAUUAUGGAUCCGACCUAGAGAUGGCGAUGAUUGGAGAUCAGUUUAACUCCUACAGAGAAAAUGAGAGAUGGAUGGAAAAUAUGCUGAGUGCAGAACAAACAGAGGAUAUCAACUUCCCAGACAAAUGGGAAUUAAUCCCUACCCUUGAAUCAAUGUAUGUUGAAGGAUUAAAAAAAAUGCCAAUUGUUUCGGAUUUGAAAAUUCAAGCCUCCAUUGGAAUGGAUGCGUUGGAAAAAAAGAACGAUGCAAAUAUUAUAAACAAAAAAGUCUUAAAAAUUAUCAACAUAAAAAUACGAAACACAAGAAAGAAAUCGAUAAAGAAAACAAGAAUAUGAAGAUUAAAAAUAAUAUGAAAGAAUAGUGCACAAAAA
This is a messenger RNA of Eurytemora carolleeae, 629 nucleotides long. RefSeq lists its product as uncharacterized. The record is from RefSeq and is a predicted model, not a curated record. The transcript is spliced from 5 exons. Lineage: Eukaryota; Metazoa; Arthropoda; Copepoda; Calanoida; Temoridae. The coding region runs from base 165 to 593 and encodes 142 amino acids.